CUUGCCCAGUUCACCGCUAUGGCGAAAACUGCAGCCAGGAGUGUCCCUGCACCAACGGAGCCUCAUGCCACCCAGUCACGGGGCAAUGCCUCUGCGCGCCAGGCUGGGUUGGUGCUGCGUGCCAGCAAGGGUGUCCACUGGGAUUUUACGGAUCCGGCUGCCGGCAGGAAUGUCUCUGCCAACAGGGAGGAAUCUGCGAUCCGGUUUCUGGCCACUGCACCUGUCCGGAAGGGUGGUUUGGACUGGCAUGCGAGCUGGAAUGUGUCGAAGGUAAAUAUGGGCCGGGCUGCCAGAAAAGUUGCAGUUGCGUUAACGGAGGCCGGUGUGACCAGAAGAGUGGAAAAUGCCUUUGCCUUGACGGUUGGACCGGUGAAAAGUGCCAGAAAACCUGCCCCGAACGGACGUAUGGGAAAGGCUGCCAGGACACGUGUAACUGUGAACACGGGGUCUCAUGCGAUCCCAUCACGGGGGCAUGCAACUGUCCGCCCGGGUGGCGUGGAAGCCGUUGCGAGAAAGCCUGCCUGCCCGGUUCGUUUGGGAAGAACUGCACCAGCCAGUGUGACUGUCCCACGGGGUCUCCCUGCGACCACAUCACCGGCCAGUGUGGCUGUCUUCCCGGGUUCACGGGCCACGGGUGCGAAAGGCCCUGCCCGCCUGGCACCUUCGGAGUGGGGUGCGCGCACAUUUGUCGGUGUGCUGGCACGAACCACGACUGCCACCCGGUGAGUGGGAGGUGCGUCUGCGCCCCGGGAUACCAUGGCAGCGGCUGCCAGCAGAAGUGUCCGUCGGGACGCUACGGGCCAAAUUGCGAGAGGUUGUGUCAGUGUAAGAACGGCGGCCGUUGCGUGGCCACAACGGGGGCGUGCCAGUGUCUGGCUGGCUAUAUCGGCGCCGAUUGUAACGUAGCUUGUCCGAGGGGUCGUUACGGGACCGACUGCGCCCUUCCCUGUCCGUGUGGCGAAAACGUCCCUUGUCACCCGGAGUCCGGAUCCUGCCUCUGUCCGCCGGGCAAGUCCGGUCCCAGGUGCGAAGAAGGCUGCCCCGCCAAUCGUUACGGGUUGAACUGCAGCCAGAUGUGCGCUUGUCAAAACCAGGCCGCCUGCCUGCCAGAAGAUGGAACCUGCCUCUGCGGGCUCGGCUGGACCGGGAUCCGGUGUGAUGAAGGGUGCCCCCCGGGGAAAUAUGGGGCCAACUGUCAGCUGAACUGCACUUGCCAAAGCGAUGGGAUUUGUGAUCCGGUCACCGGGAUCUGUCGGUGCAGGAAAGGCCGUUACGGGAACCAGUGUGAACACGCCUGCCCGGAUGGAUUCCACGGGGCCGCCUGUCAAGAGCGAUGCGGCUGCCAAAACGGAGCCUCGUGCGAUCCGGGAUCCGGGGAAUGCUUCUGUCCUCUGGGGUUUCGCGGCCGCUACUGCGAAAAAGGCUGCGACGCAGGGAGAUACGGAGAAAAAUGCCAACGGGUGUGUGAUUGCGGCAGCAAAGCCCCGUGCGAGCCCUCCACCGGCCGUUGUCUCUGCCCUCCGGGGAAAACGGGAGCAAAGUGUGACCUUGGUUGCCAGCUUGGAAAAUUUGGUCCAGAUUGUUCUCAGACUUGUAAUUGUUCCUUGGAUAACGCUGUUUGUGAUGCCCAGAACGGACAUUGUGUGUGUCUUCAUGGAUACGUAGGAAUGACGUGUCGAGAAG
Molecule: messenger RNA, 1683 nt
Organism: Notechis scutatus (mainland tiger snake)
Lineage: Eukaryota; Metazoa; Chordata; Lepidosauria; Squamata; Elapidae
Source: RefSeq, a predicted model, not a curated record